Molecule: messenger RNA, 5130 nt
Organism: Cheilinus undulatus (humphead wrasse)
Lineage: Eukaryota; Metazoa; Chordata; Actinopteri; Labriformes; Labridae
Product: inactive ubiquitin carboxyl-terminal hydrolase 53-like
Exons: 17
Coding region: 919-4059 (1046 amino acids)
Biological process (GO): sensory perception of sound; protein deubiquitination; response to auditory stimulus
Cellular component (GO): cell-cell junction
Molecular function (GO): cysteine-type deubiquitinase activity
Source: RefSeq, a predicted model, not a curated record
AGCAUGGCAGACUGCAGUAAAUACACUGUUGAAGAGGCGGGGUUUGACAUCUCAGCUCUGAAAACAUCUCUAAUCCAGUAUUUCAGGUGCCGAAGUCGACAGAGCGAGCAUUGCUCACUACCGCCGCGCAUCAGCGAGCUGCAGCAGAAACACACGCCUCUUUAAAAAAAAAAAAGAAAGAAACGGAAUAUAACACGAGUGGACGGAGGCGGCUGCUGGGUCCGAAGAGGGAUUGUCGAGAGAAAACAACAAAAGCUAGAGAGAGUGAAGUUUCAUCGGUGUAAAGAGCACACUUUUGUUCCUGGUCGGUGUUGUAAUUUCCAAGUAGGUUUAAGCUGCGGCUCCUGCUGCUCCUCAGCACCUCCCCUCGAAACUCAACACAAAUACUUCAACUCUUUCCCCCACUGGAGCAUACUACAGCACUUUGACUUAUUCUCCUCUUUAAGCUCCCUGUCCAGACUGUACAGCCUUCACAAUGAAUGAAAGAAUGCGAGGGGAAAGUGGCUGCAGCUGAAAAUCUUUGUUUCUAUCAGCGUCAUGUGGCACAGUUUUGCUCACAGGGAUCUGCAGUCCCUUUUGAAGAUGCUGUGAAGCCUUCAAGACUAAAGGAUGACAGAAGCGUGUUCCUCCAUUUUCAUUUCGAAAUUGAUCACAAGUGUCAGAACAUUCAUCAUCAAAGGCUUCCCCACACAAAGACUUGGAUUGUAACUUUUUUUUACAUGUACUUUUUUACAAAUUUUUUGAGCUUCGGACAGAAUAAAAGGACCUUCUAUAUGAGCUGCAGAGAUGGACUAGAAGCCCAUGUGUAGCAGGGCAGCUGCUGCAGCUCGAGGAAUAACUUAGCCCCCGAUUGCCACACCACUCCUCACUGUUGUCGUCUGACCAAACCAAUCUGUCCAAAGCAGAGCCCACUAUCCAAUGGCAUGGGUCAAGUUCUUCAGGAAGCCGGGGGGCAAUCUGGGGAAAUCAUACCAGCCGGGGAGCAUGCUGUCUCUGGCCCCGACCAAAGGACUGCUGAACGAGCCGGGCCAAAACAGCUGCUUCCUCAACAGUGCUGUACAGGUAUUAUGGCAGCUGGACAUCUUCAGACGCAGCUUGAGGCAGCUACCUGGACACUUUUGUCUGGGAGAAUCCUGCAUCUUCUGUGCACUGAAGGGAAUUUUCUCCCAGUUCCAGCACAGUCGGGAACGAGCCCUGCCUUCCGACAACCUGCGUCAUGCCUUGGCAGAGACCUUUAAGGACGAGCAGCGCUUCCAGCUGGGCUUCAUGGAUGAUGCCGCAGAGUGCUUUGAGAACAUUCUGGAGAGGAUCCACCUGCACAUUGUGCCGGAGGAGACGGAUGCCUGCACUUCGAAGUCAUGCAUCACGCAUCAGAAGUUCGCCAUGUCACUUUAUGAGCAGUCUGUGUGCCGUAGCUGUGGGGCAUCCUCUGACCCACUGCCGUUUACAGAGCUGGUGCAUUAUGUCUCCACCACCGCACUCUGUCAACAGAUGCUUCAGCGCAGGGAGUCAGAGUCUUUUGGGGAAUUGUUACAAGCUGCAAGUACAAUAGGUGACCUUCGUAACUGUCCAAGCAACUGCGGCCAGAGGAUAAGGAUCAGACGAGUCCUCAUGAACUCCCCAGAGAUCGUCACCAUCGGCUUCGUCUGGGACUCUGACCAGUCAGACCUCACAGAAGAUGUUAUCAAAUCACUGGGGCCUCAUCUCAGUCUUUCUGCACUCUUCUACAGGGUGACAGAUGAACAUGCCAAAAAGGGAGAGCUGCUGCUCGUGGGGAUGAUCUGCUACUCCAGCCGCCACUACUGUGCCUUCGCCUUCCACACCAAGUCUUCCAAGUGGAUCUUCUUCGAUGAUGCUACAGUGAAAGAGAUCGGCUCCAGGUGGAAAGAUGUGGUCAGCAAAUGUAUCAAAGGUCACUUCCAGCCUCUCCUCCUCUUUUACUCCAACCCUGAGGGGAGCGCGAUCACUGCAGAUGAUGCUUCCAGACAAAACAGCAACCAGUCUCAGUACAAGACGGCUGUGAAUGGAGAUGCACAAGGCUUUGAAUCACCAGUUUUAGCCCCUAAAAAGCUGGACCUCACCAGGGAGAACCUUAAUGCUUUCCUGGGCCAAGGUACAGUGAAGAAGACUCCUUCGACCUUCAGCAGGGGCAGUGCUCAGACCAGUGGAGGACGGGGAACAGGGAAAAUGAGCUCCAGCGAUCCCAAAAGUCGCCUCAGGGAGAUUUCUCGAGAAGUUGCCCAGAAAGCAGGAGAGGUGCGUGGGAUGCAUCCAUCCAGAAGAGACCUUGAUAGGGGCGGUCAACGGAGGCCGGAGUCACGCUACAGAGAACCCGGUCAGGACAGGACCUACUCGCGCUCCGUCUCCCCUCCUGAGAACGGCUUCCGGCAACAUCUGGAAACCCGACUGUACAGCAGCCAAGGAAAAGGUCCCACUCGGACUGAGCGGACACCCCACCUGGGUGGACGGUCCUCACAUGAGCCCACUCGCUCUCACUCUCACUCGAGGGUCCAAGUGUUGCCCAGUAUCAGCAGCGGCCACAACAGCAGGAGGUUAGAACCGCUCAGUAAUGGAUAUGACACGGACAGCAGCCAGGACUCCAGAGAGCGUCCCGGAAGUGGAGGAAACAGCCGCAGUAGGCCCAGCCGCCCAUGGAAACCCAUGCGGGAGGCACUAAAUGUGGACAGUGUUCUAAGCAGCAGUGGCGGGAGUUCUUUAAGUCAGGAGCGGAGGCAGCACAGCCCACGGAGAAGACCAAGCAGUCAGUCUCCAUCCCGUGACCGAGAGCGGGACAGAGAUUAUACAUGGGGUGGCCGGGAGGAACGCAAACCCAAGAGCCUGAUGACCAUCUAUGAGGAUGAGCAGAGGCAUGAAACUGGUGGCAGCAGGAGUUCAUUGGAUUCAGAUGGACGGGGCGGCUACAGCGACAAAGACAGGUCAAAGGGAUCAGCAACUCUGAAAGUGCGGAACGACAACUGGAAGAUCCAAAGAACAGAAUCCGGAUAUGAAAGUAGUGACAGGUUGAGCAAUGGCUCGGCAAAUCUCGACUCUCCCGUGGUGGAGAACCUUUCCUCGAAGGACCUGCGACCCAUACCUGAACUGCAUCUAACGAGGGAUCACUACCCUCAGAGAAGAAGUGACGAACUGAAGGCUGACAUAUUGCACUCUUCAUUUUCCACUGGUGAACAAGGACAAACGUCUCCAGAUCUGCCAGAUACACAUAUCCUCACUGGUCAUCCUGUUCACAGAAGGGGAGCCUUCCGAUACACUCCUGGGAUCCUUGAAAGAAACAACGGCCUGGACAGUGAGCGGGAAGAAAAUGUGGAUGGCAGCCCAGUAAGCCCCGUGCCCCCCUAUUUAGCAAAGACCAGCAGUUCAGAAUGGAACAGCUCAGAUGACCUCGUCGGACCUUUCUCUGAACAAGAAGAGACCAGCAACGCUGCCUGGAAUGACCCUUACUCGCACAACUACCCCCCACCUUUACCUCCCAAGACCUUUGGCAGCAGUCACGCCGACCCAUCUGGCAUCCACACACAACCGCCCGAGGUGCCAGCACGGCUGAGCCCCCACCAUGAACCCAGAAACGGCCUGUCCCCGCUCUCGCACACCACCCUGCGUCGGUGGAUCGAGACACCUGCAGAGCAAAGGCUUUCAUCAGACGCCAGCUCUAAGUCCGGGUCGUCAGAUCAGGACAGGAACGACCUGUCGGCUAGCGAAAGCGACGAGAGGUUACCGAGUCCCAAUCCGGGACGUGAUGAUGGUACGGCCUCCCCUGGUCUCACAGAGAGGGUUCUCCCAACCACUUAUUUCUCUGUGGAUAACUGUAUGACGGACACUUAUCGGGCCAAAUACCACAAGAGGCCGGCUUUAUAUAUGAAAGCAGAGGACCAUACGUCAUCAGGGGAGAGUGAUGUGGAAGGGAGGGGGCUUCCUUUCCCUGAUGUUCAGCCACCAGAGCCUUUGAAAACUAGAUCAGAAUCAGGCUACUCUACUACUAAAACUACUGCAAAGUGGAACCCAGUUACUCCAAAGGGACUAGACGAGCAUGGUUUCCUCUGAUUGUACGUAAGGCAUCGAUAUGCUCCAGCCACUGGAUGCUUAAAGGAAUUGUUCUGCACUAUGACUGCUAUACAAUUUGACUCCAUCCUAACUCAGAUGUAAAUUUGGGCCUAAAACUGGAUGCCAAAGAGAUUGUUAAAAAGAAUGGCAGGUGUCCUUAUUGUAACUAUAAUGCUGUUUUUGGUAAAAGCUUUGAAUGAUAUGUGAAUUUGCACAGUAGAGAGCACCAAAAAUAAAGGUACUGAGACAGAAACAUGCCUAAAUAUUUCGCUGUAGCUUAAAAGCAAAGGGUUAAGUUUGUCGAGAAUGUGUCACAAAAAGCCACUUUACCACAAAAGAGAUUAUACAACACAUACUUCUCUUUCUUCUUCUAUUUAACCACUCUCAUUUCAGCGUUACAAGGAUUCUGCCCCACUUCUCUGUUUUUGACAGUAUACCUACCUUUUAAAAUUUCUGAAACACAUUAUGGGUAAGAUUUCUGAAAGUGAUUCAGCAUUAUUUGGACACAUCUUAAAAUGGAUCCUAAGGAUCUUUGUGAAUUUGACACUCCAGGACGCCCACAUAGGUUUCUGUUGACCUACAAGCUCUGCUGUAUUUGGUUCUCCUUUUGUGAAACUUCAAAUAGUGUCUCACCCUCACUGUGGGUGUCCAGGGGCUAAAAGGUUAUGGGUAAAUAGAAUGUUAAAUACUUUGUUGGUGGAAAAGUAUCACUCCAGGCACAUCCCUCUCUCUUCACAUCCCAUCAUGCUUCAAUAUUUACUGUGUUAAAUGUCCCUUCACUGUAUUUCUGGUUGAUAAAUCUUUAGCACUCCUUACAACCAUCAUGCUAACUUUUCUGUCCUGUUUCUUAAAACCAAACAAAAAAAAUCAGUUGUACUUUUGUCAUCUAGAGUCAGAAAAGGCUUGGGGGUUAUUAAUAAUAUUAACAUGUGACUUUAAGUAGUGGACUAUUUUAUGGUUCAUAAUGUUUUCUAUUAGCAGAAGACUCUAAUGCACAGUGCCUUUUGUAUUUUUCUAUGUCCCAAGAUUAAAUUGGAGCAAUUUGUACAAUUAUUUGAUUUUAAAGAAUUU